AUGGCGCGGGCCGGAGCGCGGCGGACAGCGGCCGUGGGCCUGGCGCUGCGGCUGGUGCUGGGCCUCGGGCUGGGGCUGGAGGCCGCGCCGACCCUCUCCUGGACCCCGACCCCAGCGGGGCCCUCGGCGCAGGCCCCAGACCCCAGCGCAGGCUCGUGCCCGCCCACCAGCUUCCAGUGCCGCACCAGUGGCUUCUGCGUGCCCUUCUCCUGGCGCUGCGACAGUGAUAACGACUGUGCGGAUGGCAGCGACGAGGACGAGUGCAGAAUCGAGCCCCCAGGCACCGAGCUGUGUGCCCAGGACGGGCGGUGCCCGCCACCCACUGGCUGCCUGGGUGGCCAGGGUAAGAGCCCUCACAACUGCAGCCCCCGGCCCUGCCCGGCGGGCGAGCUGCGCUGCGCUCUGGGCGGUGCCUGCAUCCCGCGCACGUGGCGCUGUGAUGGCCACCGAGACUGCCCUGACUCCAGUGAUGAGCGAGGCUGUGGGACCAUCGAGACUCUGCAGGGAGGGAAUGCCACAUCCACGGGGACCCCUGUGAUCCUGGAGAGUGUCACUGAUCUCAGCAAUGCCGGGGACCAGGACUUGGGCCAGUCCAGAAACCAAAGUGCCCUAGGGGUCAUCGCAGGCGCUGCGAUGUUGAGUGCAGUCCUGGCUGCUGCAGCCCUCCUGGCGCUGUGCCAGCUCCUUGGCCCGGGGCGUCUGCUGAAGGAUUCCCUGCUGAUGUCGGAAGACAAGUCCUUCCUCCUCUGAGACCCAGCCUGGUGAUCCACUUCUGGCUGCCAUGAACCAUCUGGUCCUCAUCCCCUCCCACCCUCAUCCUCUUCCAUCAAGCCCCCUCUGCACUGACCUGCUGAUACUCCUCCAAGAGGGGGAUGGAGCCAUGAUGGAGGAACUGUGGGCAGGGGCUGGUGGGUAGCCUUGGGGAUUGGGCUCUUCUGGUGACGCAGCACUGCCUCUCUGGGCUCCCACAGACCGGACCCGGGAGAUUGAGGGUCCCUAGAUUCUUCCUCUGGGCUCAAGGAGCUUGGACAAGGAUCACGUUACCCCAGGACAGGGGGACUGGCCUCCGGCCGCUUCUGGAUCCUUCCAUGGGGUGGGAUAGCUCAGUGGUUGGACACUCCGGCUACCCCCCAUCUGAUAAUGGUGAUUAAAGGUGGCUCCCCUCUUC
This is a messenger RNA of Loxodonta africana (African savanna elephant), 1168 nucleotides long. RefSeq names its product CD320 molecule (gene CD320). Lineage: Eukaryota; Metazoa; Chordata; Mammalia; Proboscidea; Elephantidae. The record is from RefSeq and is a predicted model, not a curated record. The transcript is spliced from 5 exons. Gene Ontology annotation, molecular function: protein binding. Bases 1 to 750 code for a protein of 249 amino acids. Gene Ontology annotation, cellular component: plasma membrane.